UUUCGUCUUUCUGUAGACCUUUGUCAUCUAAGGGUCUAUCAAUGUGACCCAUCUUUCAAAAUUUGAGAACUCGAUGCGUGAUGGGGCAAUAUAUAUUUUUUCAGACUUUGAAGUCAUAAGAAGCAACUCCCGUUUCAAGCUUACCGAUUCCCCCUUCUCAAUAAGUUUCACAUCGACCACUAUUUUUGAUCAGCUCGACGAGUCUUUCGGUAAUUUUCCAAAAGAGUUUUUCAGGUUCCGUACACAUGAGGAGUUGGUUUCUCUUGCCAACACCAAUACAGAUCUUCCAGAUGUCAUGGGCCAAGUAUGUUCAACCAAGGCAUAUAGAAAUGGAAUGACACAAACCUUGGAGAGGAUGUUAGUACUCCUAUCUCUUGAAAGCGGGGAGAAAGUGCGACUAAGUGCUUUUGAUCAUGCAACUUCACUGGAGAAGGUUUUUAGCCAAAAAGAUGUUGGGCCUUACAUAUUGUUGGCUACUAAUAUAAACCCAAAGUUAUUUGGAG
Camelina sativa (false flax) is the source of this 503-nucleotide messenger RNA. The record is from RefSeq and is a predicted model, not a curated record. Lineage: Eukaryota; Viridiplantae; Streptophyta; Magnoliopsida; Brassicales; Brassicaceae.